Mytilus trossulus (common blue mussel) is the source of this 1691-nucleotide messenger RNA. RefSeq lists its product as uncharacterized. The transcript has 3 exons. Bases 88 to 738 code for a protein of 216 amino acids. The record is from RefSeq and is a predicted model, not a curated record. NCBI's taxonomy places the organism in Eukaryota, Metazoa, Mollusca, Bivalvia, Mytilida, Mytilidae.
CGUUGUUCAAUUUGACAGCUAUAAAUACUACAGGUUUAACGUGUAUUCAAUCAUUACACAUUCUGUUCCAGUAAUCUCAGUAUAACCAUGAACACCAAACUAGUUAUUCUCGCCCUCGCCACUGUUGCCAUGGUGUCAGCUGGCGGUUAUGGACAACACAAAGGAUCUGGUAUAGGAGGAUACGGAGGGGGAUAUGGUCAUGGAGGAUACGGAGAAGAUUAUGGUUAUGAGGUAAAAGGUAUUUCAGAUGAUGGGUAUGGUGAUUAUGGUUAUAACGAAUGGGGUAUGGGAGGAAAUGGUGGAAUUAAAGAAAGCUAUGGUGGAUUCCAGGGAGGAUUUGGCGGACAUCAAGGUGGAUUCCAAUCAGGUAUUGGAGGAUAUCAAGGUGGAUAUCAAUCAGGUAUGGGAGGAGGAGAGUAUAGCCAGAACAUUGGAUCAUACGAAGGUGAAUACAGUGGUAUGCAAAAUUCUUAUCAAGGUCAAGGACAAUACGGACAAGGUAUUGGAGGUGGUUCCUCUUACCUCGGCCAGUCAGCUGGCGGUAUUGGAGGGGGUAGUUCUUACUAUGCUGGACAGUCAUCACUCGGAGGAGUAGGUGGUGGCAGUUAUUUCGCUGGGCAGUCAUCACUCGGAGGAGUAGGUGGUGGCAGUUAUUUCGCUGGACAGUCAUCACUUGGAGGAGCAGGUGGUGGCAGUUAUUAUCAAGGUUCAUCAGGAGGUUCUUUACCAAUCUACUAAAUUAGACUUAAAAAAAUCUACUGCUUGGAGUAUCAAUUGUGAUAUAUGUGUAUAUGAACUUUUUGUGAGUUAUAAAAAAAGAUCCAAAUAAUUUAAUGUAUUCCAAUAGAAAUGUGUGGUAUCUGCACGUAUUCGAUUACAUUAAUUUGUUCGACAUCUGUACAAUUCAAAUAUUCAUUUGAAAUUUAAAAAAAAUAAUAAUUUAAGAAAAAAACUUUUUUCUAGGAAUGAAUAACAAAUUUAACGAAUUCUUAGAAAUAAGUUGCAUAAUUUCUUUAUUUCUUGUUACCAUUGUUAUUUGUUAACUUCGGCAUGUAGUAUGUGUAAUUCACAAAAGUACCAAAUAAAAACAUCGAGUCGAAAAUGUCUUUGAAAAUCUAAAAUAAAACGCAUUAUUUUGCUAGCUUUAAAAAAAAUAUCGACUAAUUCGGAUUUUGUUCCAUAUUGCCUCCUUUCAAUCAAAUUUAACAUAGGGGAAAAAAACAGAAAAAGAACUAUUUUUCCGUAAUUUACGCUGACCUGAUGAUAUAAGUUACAGUGUGCAAUUGUGCAACACGAGAAUUUAUCGGGUCAAUAAAACUCAUAGCAGGUGUGAGGCGAUUAGGUCAAUGGUAUAGGGGAGAUAAUUCCAAUUGACGUAAUAAAAAAAUGUACUGAAAUUUAUUAGGACAAUAAUAUCAGCUAAUGAAAUUGCAAAAAAUUAUCAAUAUCAGGAUAAUUGUUUUUAGUAUCGUAAGUUUGUCGCGAUAUAGCCUUUUUGCGCUCAUGCGGAGUAUAGCAAACCCAAUCAAUAUUAUCGUCAGAUUAUUUAUAUUCCACAGGCCUGUGGAAGUCCGCGUAUAUUUGUUUUAGUUAAUUCUUCCUUUUAGUGUGAUGCUUUAAACUAGUGUUCAAUGUUUUUAAAGUAUUCUUUUAAAUGUACUACUAUUUACAAUAAAUGUAUUUAAACUGUG